Molecule: messenger RNA, 1335 nt
Organism: Rhinocladiella mackenziei CBS 650.93
Lineage: Eukaryota; Fungi; Ascomycota; Eurotiomycetes; Chaetothyriales; Herpotrichiellaceae
Exons: 2
Coding region: 1-1335 (444 amino acids)
Source: RefSeq, a predicted model, not a curated record
AUGUCUACUGCUGGUCCCGCCUCCGUUGACUCCAAAUCCGCAAAGAAACGCAAGGCAAAAACCGAAAAUGCGCCUUCUAGCAGCGGUGCAGCCACACCGGUAGUUGAAGCCACUACCAACGGCGUGGAUUCUCACACCGAGAAUCAGUACAUCAAAGAUCUCACGAGAAACAUCCGGAAUAUCCACAAGAAACUUGCUGCUUCCUCUAAGGCCGAUGCUGUCAUUAGCGAAAACCCCAACAUGUCUCUCGACGACCUGGUAGCUGCAAAGAAACUCAAUACCGACCAGAAGGCCCAGAUUCUCAAAAAACCCAUCCUUCAAGCGCAGCUCACACUAUUAGAGGAACAACUCAACUCAUUCCGCGCCUAUACUCAGGAAUUAGAGGAUCGGUUCGCGAAAGAGAAGUCAAGCUUGGUUGAGGCACAUGAAGCGGAGAUGGUGAGCAUCAAAGAGAAGGUCGUUCAAGAAAUGCAGGGCGCGAAGGCGAAGGUUGUCGAAGACAGUCUGAGGACUGUCACUCAUUUCUUGCAUGCUGCCGCUUCAAAACGUCAAUCCGAGGAGGCAGACUCUGAAGAAGGCCGUGCUUUCGAAGGUGCUCUACUCCUUGUCUAUCAGGGCAACGAAGCUUCUCUCACAACCUUGAAAAAUUUGAUCAAUGGUACAGAAGACAAGGUCCCAGAUGUCCAAGGCGAGGUGCUGGAUUUCACAUUUGCCCAGGUCAAACAAUCUGCUCUUCGAGGAGCCCAAGAUUUGGUACCGUCCAUGGAGCAGGUGGCCGAUGAGACUGAACAAACUGAGCCUUCCGCGGAUGCGACUGAAAUAAAGUCUGAUGCCACCAUUGCGAAUGCUGCUCUUACCGAACUUGGUGAUACCACUACCAUCCAGACUCCCGCUAACGACGCCGCCGCCGAACCGGAGGCCUUACCAGUGCUGGAGCAAGCAUCCACUGGGGCAAAUGCUGCAAAUGCUGUUGCGGAGGCUACAUGGGAUCCUCAGGCAUCUAUUGUAACUGACACAAGUGCAACAAAUGAAGAGUGGGUGCAAGUUUCUCGAGACCCGGCGGAGACCGACACUGGUGUCAAUGCCACCCCCGCUGCCGUGCAUGGAGCCAGCAAUUGGGCAGAGGAAGUAGGUGCUGCCACCGAGGAAAAGCCAGCUGCUGAGAAUGAUGGGUUUGAACAAGUCCGCCGAGAACGUGGUCGUGGCCGAGGAGGUCGCGGUGGCCGUGGAGAUUUCCGAGGUCGUGGACGAGGAGGUCGUGGAGAUGGAUAUCGCAGCAGCGGCCGAGGAGGAGCACCGAGAGGUCGCGGCGGUCCGCGAGGUGAGAAGAGCUAG